AUGGAAGGCAUAGAGGGAAGCCUGCUUCCGUUGCACAGCGAAUUGAAGCUGGAGGAUGCGAUAAGCGUCUUGAAGUUCCGGCAGACCCUCCGAGAGGAGAGCGAGGAGUUUCCGCGGCCCAGGAGCGUCGACCCUGCCAGCGCAGCGGUUGCUUCGAUGCCUUCUGAGGAGCUCUCAGGCUUGCUUGAAGAUUCCUGGAGAAGUACGGAGUCGCGACGACCUUUCACAACACCUGGAGCUUCGCGGCCGCAUGGUCUGUCCAGGUCGAACACCUGCAAUUCUUCGUUCUCCAUUUCCGGCAGCGACGUUUUGCGCCCGAAGUCCAUCAUCGUUGACGAACCCAUUCCAUCACGCCUGGUGAACAUGCUCAAGCAAGCAUCCGACUUCGAGCGUCAGUCCAGGGAGAAGAGCAGUGCCUCAAGGCGGUCGCUUUUCACGCAGUCCUGUGGCUCGCUGCGGUCGAAAGCAAGCUUGUCCAGCUCGAGGCUGGGGCGGGCAAGAUCUCUCCGGCAGCAGACCAGCCGCGUGCUAGAAAGUCGCAUGGCCAGCAAGUCUUUGAACAGCCCAGUUGCACCUGCAAGCUUCCGCAAAGCAUCGGCCAACUGUGACCAUAUACCAACCCUUUUUCGGGCUUGCAUCAUGGCUUCCGUGGCAGCGCCUCCGCUGCUGUUACGGCCAGCGAUUUUAAGUGUUGGCCCCGUCUUUGAACGUCGGAAGGCAGUGGCGGUUUCUGAGUCUGCGAGGCCCAGGCAUGGAUUUCAGCUUUUGAGUGGUUACUUGCUGAGCCAUAUGCUGUGGCGCCGAUGGCGGCGUCAAGAGUCGAGGCCUGCCGUUUGCGUGGCCGCGUCCAAACUCUCCAUCCUUGAGGCUGGCAGCCGCUUGCAGCAGAGCGCUCGGCAACUAAUCAAGAAAAACGGCCAAGGCAUUGUCUUCAGUUAUCCGCUAUGCUUUGGACUCAAUGCCUGCAUUUGUCUCGCCCUUGGCGGAACCUCAUAUGUCUGGACUCGAAGGUGCAGACCACUCGUUCUGUGCCCCUUCCAUGUGGACACGAAGCUGUUCGGCUACUUCACGGCCAUCUAUCUAAGCUAUGGCACAUUGUGCUAUCCCUUGCAGCUGGGAGCCGCUGUGGCGCUGGCCCCAAGAUUCAGCCGCAGCUUCCGGAGGCUGAAAUCACGCAUGGGGCUCAACUGGUUCGUGGCAGGUGCUUGGCUGCUGACUCUCAUUGCAGCGAGUUUGACUGCAGUGAUGGCUGGAAUUGUUUUCGCAUUGGCACUGUGGCCAGGUUCGGCUUACAUGUUCCUCAUGGCACAAGACCGUGGCCGACGCCCUCCCGGACCCCGCCAUGGAUGGCCGCGGACCAUCGGUGCCGGUCGUCUGCCAGAGAUCAAAGGCUGCAUCAGCGACACAGAGAAGCAGAAGGUGAAGGAACUGCCCAAGAGUUCUGCGAACACGAGGCCCAAGAAGCACUCUGGGCCUCAGGACGUGUCGCUGGAAGCGGCCUGUGCCUUCUGGAAUAUAGCGACUCCAGCCGAGGAACGCCGUGCACAGCAGGCUCGGCGUAACACCAGCAAGGACAGCCAAAAAGGAGCUAAGUACUCCGGCGAUGAUGCUGUCAGCCGCGUGUUGAAUGCGGGUCCUGGAGCUCCUGAGCUGGCUCGAGCCGUUGGCUUGCCCGUACAGGUUGCCAAGGAGGCGGCAAGUUUGUUCCGCCGGUUUGGCAACAUCCCCUCCAAGGGCAGCCUCUUUCAAGGCAAACUGCAAAUGUCACGGCUUCCAGAUGUCUUGGUGGCUCUCUGUGACGUGACAGAGAUCUCCGAGAUUUCAAAGGAGUUUGUGGACUGGGCCUUGAAAGCGGCAGACAGAGAUUCUAGUAGCACCAUGGACGUCCAAGAGUUCGCGAUCUGGUACUCUUCCUUCUGCUUUGCAGAAGAGGUCACAGUCAAGCCAGAGGUGCGGGAGACUCGCGAGCUGGCACGACAGAUGGGCUUGGAGAUCGGUCAGAUAGAGCAGUUCAAGGUGGCCUUCGACAGGUACGACGAGGAUGGAAGCGGUGAGAUUGAGUUCGAGGAGUUCUCCAACAUGGUACAAGAAUUGCUCAAGAUACCUCAUGGGCAAGAAUUGCCUCAUGACCGCUUGAUGACGAUGUGGCGCUCAGCCGACAUGCAACAGAAGGGCUGUCUGGACUUUCGGGAAUUUUGCUUCUUCUACUUCCGGAUGGGUGCCACAGGGCAGGGAAGCGAUCCGAUUGCGGACUACUACCGCAAUGUGCGCCAUGUGCCUGUAGCUCCUUGA
Symbiodinium necroappetens is the source of this 2292-nucleotide messenger RNA. The record is from the annotation of a GenBank genome assembly. Lineage: Eukaryota; Dinophyceae; Suessiales; Symbiodiniaceae.